AUGCAUCGACUUUUUGCUGAGCUGGAGCCAUCUGUAACCGUCACCGAGCAAAACCUGGCAGACCGAGUUCGGGUUAUCUUGCGCUCAAAUACAUUUGAUGUCAUCAAACCCCAACGGCUACGACGUGAGGCUGUUCCUUCAUCGGAUGAAAAUGCUACGGCUGAGGAUGCGGCACCACAACUUGCAGAGCAACCGGCAAACGUGGAUGCCGCCGUGAAUACCCCAGGUUUGGUUGAUUCAAACUAUGAUGGAACAGUCGCCCAGGAACUGGAACUGGAGCAAAUAGGAGUACAUUGGAUGAGGCGAUUUUGGAAACGCGCAGUACGCCUCUCGAAAAUCGACCGCGACUUCCCCGCAUAG
Messenger RNA from Parnassius apollo (apollo), 360 nucleotides. NCBI's taxonomy places the organism in Eukaryota, Metazoa, Arthropoda, Insecta, Lepidoptera, Papilionidae. The record is from the annotation of a GenBank genome assembly.